Molecule: messenger RNA, 988 nt
Organism: Mangifera indica (mango)
Lineage: Eukaryota; Viridiplantae; Streptophyta; Magnoliopsida; Sapindales; Anacardiaceae
Product: protein TIC 20-v, chloroplastic
Exons: 1
Coding region: 75-683 (202 amino acids)
Source: RefSeq, a predicted model, not a curated record
CCAAACAAAUAGAAAUUUCUAUUUUACUCCACAAUUUCCCUUCUCUCCUUUCCUCUCUACCCCCUAACAAAAACAUGGCUAUGUCAAAUCUUUUUCUUUCUCCACCACCUCCUCUUUUCACUUUAACUAACAAACUCAACCGCCAAACCAAAGUGACUAGACCCAGAAGAGCUAGUUUCACUAUAGUUGCCAAAUCCCAAAACAACAAAAACAAUAACUCAGCUGAUUACCCAGACCGCUUAAUCUCAGCUGUUUGUUACUUUUUCCCUUUUAUUGAUGGCAUUCAAUAUGGGAAAUAUGUGUUGACCCAAUUUACUCCUAUUCAAGUUCUUGUACAACCACUUGUACCAGCUAUUAAAAUCUUCAAAAGCUUCCCCUUCAAUGGGUUUUUGGUCUUUUUAACUUUGUAUUUUGUUGUUGUUAGGAACAAUAAUUUUAGCAGAUAUGUUAGGUUUAAUACUAUGCAGGCUAUUGUGCUAGAUGUUUUGUUAAUUUUUCCCGACCUUUUUGAGAGAACUUUUAAUGUUAGAGAUGGGUUUGGAUUGGAUUUGAUGAUGAGUUUGGAUAGUACUGUGUUUUUGUUCCUUUUGGUUUCUUUGAUUUAUGGCUCUUCUUCCUGUUUGCUAGGUCAAGUGCCCAGAUUGCCUAUUGUUGCUGAAGCAGCUGAUAGACAAGUUCUUUGAUUGCCCACUUGGGUUCUUUUGCUUUAUAUAAUACAAUGCUGUUUCAGCUAUCGUUUUUUCUGCUUUAGCUGGUUUAUGAUUGUUCAUCUCUUUGAGAGAUAAUGGGAAAUUGGGAAAUGUUGUUGUGUUGUUGAAUUUAGUGGCUUGGCAAUACAGAAAGGCCAUUGUUCUGCAAUUAUAUUGUCAUUGUCAUAUUUAUCUGGUUUCCUGUUAUUGAAUUUGAAUUCAGUUGUAAACUUAUUGUUUGAUGGAAGUGUUAAAGAAUUUAGCUUUAUAUAAUAAAAUGCUGCUUCAGCUGUUGAAUA